GUUUUAUAUCGCCGAACAUAUCGUGCGCUCGAAUAUUUUGAUUCGAUAAAUUACUUUAAUUGAUAACCUUUUUGCUAGUAAAAAAUGAAGCGAUUCAUUUGUUUUUUUGUGUUUGUAACUUUCUGUGUAAUAUGUUCGGACGCGAAAUAUUUCGAGACGAAUUGCGAUUUAGUUCACGAACUGAGAAAACAAAAGUUUCCUGAAGAUAGAAUGAGGGAUUGGGUAUGUCUGGUAAACAGUGAGAGUGCUCGCCACACUGAUGCCAUAGGUGGACCCAAUAAGAAUGGCUCCAGAGACUAUGGAUUGUUCCAGAUCAACGACCAUUUCUGGUGCAGUAACAGCACAACGCCUGGAAAGAGCUGCCAAGUCACUUGUGCUGAUUUGAUUACGGACGACAUCACGAAGGCGUCGAUUUGCGCGCAUAAAAUCUUCAGGCGCCAAGGGUUCCCUGCCUGGCAUGGAUGGUCACAACGCUGCCAAGGAGAUCUGCCUGAUAUAAGUAAUUGCUAGUUUUAAGAUUAAUAAUAUUACUGUAAUAUGUUAAGUAAAAUGAAAAUGGAAUAAUACCAUAGGUCCUACACCGCCACCUGGUAACUCUUCUGUUGUUGAGGCUGUCCAGGUUUCGUUAAGAUGUUUUGCUUCACCGUAUGUCAGUGGUGUCUAAAUAUGUAUAAUCAUAUUAAGUCCACAUAAUUCGAAAAUAGUCAUAUUGGUACUAGCCAAUCGCUGAUUGAUAUUAAUAUAUGUAGAUAUGAAUUCUUGAAGGAAAUAAUUGAAUGUAGGUAGCCUCUCUAGAAUUUAUUUUGGAAAGAAUUUUAUUGUGAAUGUGUUAAGCCCUACCUGCUUUUAUAGGUAUAUAUGUGUUAAGCGAUGAUUCGGUAUGAUAAUCCAUAUCAAUGAUUAAUAAAUUGGUGUGUGGUUUAGAAUAUUAAAAGCAGGUUAGUUCUAGAUUAAAUUGAGAUCAAAUAACCUUUUGUGUGUAUUUUUGAAGUAUGUAAUUAAACUCAUCAGUGUUUUCUUUGUGUGUUAAAUUAUAACGAUAAGUUAUAAAGUAAGUUUGUAGUGAUGGCUCGGAGUUUGACGCGGCCGCUUCUCAUGCAUGAGGAUGCUAUUGCAAAAAUACCAUU
Spodoptera exigua (beet armyworm) is the source of this 1127-nucleotide messenger RNA. The record is from the annotation of a GenBank genome assembly. Lineage: Eukaryota; Metazoa; Arthropoda; Insecta; Lepidoptera; Noctuidae.